CRUGAAAGAUGAGAAUUGGGUCUCUUCUGUAAUCCGAAUCCUUUUUGCAUGUCUCGACGUGUUGUUCCAUUCACUUACUACGGCACGGGACAUGAACGAAACAAUGAAAAUGGCGAAACAAGUCACAAUCUAUCGAAGAAAGAGGAAGGMAACCGCUGAUAUGAGGACUAGCAACAGAAUCUCCUUCGCUGCUGCCGUCGCGGUGGGGUUGUUUUCCGUAGCCUCGACCGCAUUUCAGCCACCAACAAAGMUUGCAUCUGACUCGAAUCCGUUUUUGUCGUGCRCGGACACCGUUGAGACCCGCCUUUUCGAGUCUCUGGAAGAUGCAGUAGUAGAAUUACCCACGACGAAGACUGAAAAUACAGAGAUUGCWAAUAUUAAAUCGAAUYUAYUCCAGCUAGCCGAACGCACGAAACGAGGCUUCAAUGCGUCGGCCGACGACAAACGGAAGGCAAAAGAACUUGUUGAGUCUCUCCAACGCCUCGGAUCCGUUCCCGAUCCAGCGAGUAGCUACUACGAUCCUUCGGCAACAUCAUCGGUGACGGCCGGUGCGAYAGAGAGCAAAGGCCCUAGCAGCACCAUUUCCGGAAAAUGGACACUGAUUUAUACAGACGCUCCCGACAUAACCGGAUUGGACACAAGCCGGAACCCGUUCAGCACCGCCAAGCUCGGACGGAUCGGUCAGGAAUGCAAUCCUCCCUACAUCAAGAACGUUAUCGAGUGGUUGCGACCAGACUGGGCAAAGCCGCUGCCCUUUUCUGGUUCGGAUGACUCUCGGAUCUUGCAAAAGGUSGUUACCACAGGGUCUGCGACACCGGCCAAGCCAACCUUUGUAGAACUGAAAGUGGCGGGGCUCGAACUCGAAGCCGGUGCCAACGAAGUUACCACCAAUGACAAUAAUGACAACAGCGGGAACGACAAAAAUAAUUUGGUASAGAACAUACAGAGCAGCGGGCUACCGGCUGGGAUUCUUUCGGCGAAUCCGAUCGAUCUCAAAGGUCCAUUGAAUCCUCCAUUCGGAAGAUUCGAAAUUUUAUACUUGGACGACGAGCUGCGGGCGAUACGAACAAGCCAAAACUUUCUAGCCGURAAUCGUCGAAUCGCCAGUAAAGAAGACGAGUGGUUCUAACGAGAAGCUCCAGGUGCUCRAUUAAACCUAUUACAUGCAA
Messenger RNA from Pseudo-nitzschia multistriata, 1169 nucleotides. Lineage: Eukaryota; Bacillariophyta; Bacillariophyceae; Bacillariales; Bacillariaceae. The record is from the annotation of a GenBank genome assembly.